Messenger RNA from Penicillium daleae, 1407 nucleotides. Its product is annotated as CCR4-NOT core DEDD family RNase subunit POP2. The transcript is spliced from 2 exons. Gene Ontology annotation, cellular component: CCR4-NOT core complex; P-body; CCR4-NOT complex. Bases 1 to 1407 code for a protein of 468 amino acids. Lineage: Eukaryota; Fungi; Ascomycota; Eurotiomycetes; Eurotiales; Aspergillaceae. Gene Ontology annotation, molecular function: nucleic acid binding; poly(A)-specific ribonuclease activity. The record is from RefSeq and is a predicted model, not a curated record.
AUGCCCCCUCCUCCCGGCAGAUUCGGGCCUCAGGGCCUAGGCGCUCCCUAUACGCUUCAACAGGCUCAUCUUCAAUCUCAACACCCCGCUCACGCUCAAUCAGCCAAUACCGCUCUACCUCCCCCUUCGCUCGGUGGCCACCCUGGUUUCGCCGGAAACCCGAAUACCAAUAUGAACCCGUUCACGCUGUCUAGCGCUGGCGUUGCAAAUGGCAUGUCAGUCGCUGGCUUCGGAGGUGCCGGUGCUGAUGGCGGUGGCACUGGGCUUGCAAGCCAUGCGGCACAGAUGGGGUUUGCGCGAGGAGCACAGAUGCAGCAACAGCAACUAAGUCAAGGUCACGAUGGGCGGCUAGCUCUCGACUCAAAAACAGGCGCAGUCAAAACUCGGAUACGCGACGUAUGGAAACAUAAUUUGGCUCACGAAAUGGCCGUUUUGAGACAGCUAGUGGACAAAUACCCAUAUAUCAGCAUGGAUACCGAAUUUCCAGGAAUCGUUGCGCGACCGAUCGGCUCUUUCACGAACAAGGCAGACUACCAUUACCAAACCCUCCGAUGCAAUGUCGAUCUGUUGAAGAUGAUUCAGCUUGGGAUCACUUUGUUCAAUGAAGACGGGGAGGUUCCGCCAGCCACAGCUACGGACUCGAAUGGCCAACCAUACGGCAAUGCUAUGAUACCCGCACCAUGUACAUGGCAAUUCAACUUCCGGUUCUCACUGGACGGCGAUAUGUAUGCCCAGGAGUCAACAACGAUGCUGGCAAAGUCCGGAAUUGACUUCAAUCUGCACGACAAGAACGGCAUUGAUCCCUUUGAAUUUGGCUCAUUGUUGAUCAGUUCCGGUCUCGUGCUGCUUGAUGAUGUGCAUUGGGUUUCAUUCCAUUCCGGCUACGACUUUGGUUACUUGAUGAAGAUCAUGCUUUGCUCCCCCUUGCCCGAAAACGAAGAGGAGUUCCAUAAACUUCUCACCAUCUUUUUCCCGUCCCUCUACGAUAUCAAGUACCUCAUGAAGCACGCCGGUCGCAACCAAGCAGUAAACGACUCCCCUCUCACACAAGCCGCGGCACAGAUCCUCGCCAAUCUUGGCCAAAAAUCGGGUCUCCAGGACAUUGCGGACGAGCUUGGUGUCAAGCGUAUCGGUAUCGCCCACCAGGCCGGGUCGGAUUCCCUGGUGACCGGCGAGAUCUAUUGGAAGAUGCGCCAGCUGGUCUUCAAUGGCAAGAUCGACGAAAGCAAGUAUUCGGGUCAGAUCUGGGGUCUGAAUGGACAGAUGCCGGCGAUGAACUACCACAUGGCUCAGCAGACGCCGAACUUGAACGGUGCUACCAUCUAUUCCGCCGCCGGUACGCCCAGCACUCCUAACAAUUCCCACACACCUCAGCACCACUCUGGCUACCAAACGCCUGGUCGGUAG